This is a messenger RNA of Cajanus cajan (pigeon pea), 895 nucleotides long. Lineage: Eukaryota; Viridiplantae; Streptophyta; Magnoliopsida; Fabales; Fabaceae. The record is from RefSeq and is a predicted model, not a curated record.
UAUUUGAAGAGGGUAUGAGCGAGGGGUGUAAGCGAGUCGAGAUUGGAUUGGCUUAGGUACUAGAUUUGGUCAAACUUGACUUGAUCCAACUGUGCUUAGAUGUUUCAAAAAAAUAUUAUUUAUUUAGAACUCUAAAAUCUAAGCAUUGCUCGAACCCUCUUCAAAUAGAAAUCCCAAAUUCAAUUAUGUUUGCUGCAAAAGUAUUAAUUAAAGGCAGCAUCAAUAUAGCUUACUAGUUGUAAUAUGUAUUCUCUGUAGAAUUGGCACAGUAUUUUGUUUGUCUUACCUUGUGAAUUGCUAUCUAUUGGGAAACUUGGGAAAAGAUUAUUCAAAGACCGUUGGAGUAGUUGAUCUUGGUGGUGGAUCUGUUCAAAUGGCUUAUGCCAUCUCAGAGACAGAUGCUGCCAUGGCUCCAAAAGUAGUAGAUGGGGAGGACCCAUAUGUCAAGGAGAUGUUCCUGAGGGGAAGGAAAUACCACCUUUAUGUUCACAGAUACUUGCACUAUGGUUUACUAGCUGCUCGUGCUGAGAUUUUAAAGGUUUCUGAAGAUGCUGAAAACCCUUGUAUCUUAACUGGCUACGAUGGAUCCUACAAAUAUGGUGGAAAGUCGUAUAAAGCUUCAUCCUCCUCCUCUGGAGCAAGCUUGAAUGAAUGCAAAAGUAUUGCUCUUAAGGCUCUGAAAGUUAACGAGUCAACAUGUACUCAUAUGAAGUGUACUUUUGGUGGGAUAUGGAAUGGUGGAGGGGGGGAUGGACAGAAGAACCUUUUUGUUGCCUCCUUUUUCUUUGACCGGGCUGCUGAGGUAUUCAUUAAUUUAUUUUAGAAUUAAAUGUUUAGUUUUUAAACUUUUGUCAAUUUUCAUUUUAAUCCCUAAUAAUUUUUUUUUUGGUUUUAA